This is a messenger RNA of Olea europaea var. sylvestris, 1649 nucleotides long. RefSeq names its product delta(12)-fatty-acid desaturase FAD2-like. The transcript has a single exon. NCBI's taxonomy places the organism in Eukaryota, Viridiplantae, Streptophyta, Magnoliopsida, Lamiales, Oleaceae. Gene Ontology annotation, biological process: lipid metabolic process. The record is from RefSeq and is a predicted model, not a curated record. Gene Ontology annotation, molecular function: oxidoreductase activity. The coding region runs from base 293 to 1435 and encodes 380 amino acids.
UACACAGGUGGAGACAAAACUCACAGUCCAUAAUUGAAUACUUUCCGACGGCAUGGUUCUCUUUGAUGAGACUUCGUAUGCUGUAAUAAUGGACAAGUUGAAUUCCACAGAAAUAUCUGCCGUUGUAUUCCUCUUGAAAGUAGUUGAGUGAUUAAUGCAGAUUGAAGAAAAUUUUCUUCAUUGGGAUUUCUGAACAAAGGCCGCAGAUUUAUAUAUGUGAUCUUCAAUGUGCAUGAGUGCAUCCCAAUUUUUAACUUAUUAUUGUUCUCUGCCUUCCGCAGGUAAUUGAAGAAUGGGUGCUGGAGGCCGAUCUUUCGAGGGCAAGAAGUCAAAAUCUGACGUUCUCCAACGAGUUCCACACUCAAAACCUCCAUUCACACUCGGUGAACUCAAGAAAGUCAUCCCUCCCCACUGUUUCCAGCGUUCUAUUCCUCAAUCUUUCUCCUAUCUCGUAUGUGACCUCACCAUUGCCUUUCUCUUCUUCUAUAUUGCCACCAACUAUUUCCAAAACCUACCUCAACCUCUCUCCAACCUAGCCUGGCCACUCUAUUGGAUGUGCCAAGGCUGUAUCCUAACUGGUGUUUGGGUCAUAGCCCAUGAAUGUGGCCACCAUGCGUUUAGCAACUACCAAUGGCUCGAUGACACUGUUGGCUUGAUCCUACAUUCUGCUCUCCUCGUCCCAUACUUUUCGUGGAAAUUCAGUCACAGGCGCCACCAUUCAAACACUGGUUCCCUGGAUCGCGACGAAGUAUUUGUACCCAAAUUUAAGUCUGAAAUCCGAGGGUUUGCCAAGCAUCUGAACAAUCCACCAGGCAGAGUAAUCAUACUUCUCGUCCAGCUAACUUUAGGGUGGCCUCUAUAUUUACUGUUCAAUGCCUCGGGUAGACAUUAUGAACGCUUUGCGUGCCAUUAUGAUCCUUAUAGCCCGAUUUACCUGGACAGUGAGCGUACGCUGAUCCUCAUUUCUGAUGCUGGUGUUCUUGCUGUCAUUUAUGGGCUUUAUUGUCUUGUGGCAGCUAGAGGACUUAUUUGGGUUCUUUGCGUUUAUGGUGGUCCAUUGCUCAUCGUCAAUGGAUUCCUAGUUUUGAUAACUUAUUUGCAGCAUACCCAUCCUUCGCUGCCUCAUUAUGAUUCCACCGAGUGGGAUUGGUUACGCGGAGCUUUAGCAACUGCUGACAGAGAUUACGGGAUUCUAAAUAAGGUAUUCCACAACAUAACGGAUACUCAUGUCGCGCACCAUCUUUUCUCAACAAUGCCACACUAUCAUGCAAUGGAGGCAACCAAGGCAAUCAAGUUGAUAUUAGGGAAUUACUAUCAAUUUGAUGGGACACCAAUUUUUAAGGCAAUGUGGAGAGAAGUCAAGGAGUGUAUCUAUGUGGAACCAGAUGAGGGAGACCAGAAGAAAGGUGUAUACUGGUACAAAAACAAGCUUUAGAAACAAAUACCGGAAGGGAUUUUCUGAGCCAUUGUUAGCGAAGAUUUUGCUCCCCCCUCUGGAUAAGUUAGACUAGUUUGCUUGCUUAGUUGAAUAAAGAUUUCGGAUCGUAUUGGUCUGAGAUGUUAUAAAGGGAAAAAAUCACGUAUAUCCCGUUAAGUGUAAUAUUUCUGCCUACUACAAUUUUAAUUAUGAAAGUUCUAAUAAACAGAUU